Messenger RNA from Lathyrus oleraceus (garden pea), 6275 nucleotides. RefSeq lists its product as uncharacterized. The record is from RefSeq and is a predicted model, not a curated record. The coding region runs from base 169 to 6045 and encodes 1958 amino acids. The transcript is spliced from 32 exons. Gene Ontology annotation, biological process: protein import into nucleus; RNA export from nucleus. Gene Ontology annotation, cellular component: nuclear pore inner ring. Lineage: Eukaryota; Viridiplantae; Streptophyta; Magnoliopsida; Fabales; Fabaceae. Gene Ontology annotation, molecular function: structural constituent of nuclear pore.
UGUUUCACAAGUUAGAAGCAGAAUCCACGCAGUCCAUAGGGACACCACUAGAGAAAGCGCGAAAAAGAGAACAAUCAAAUAAAAAGAUUAAACUAAACCCUUCCAUUUUCUGGGUUUUUUUAGCGCUAGGGUUUUGCAUUCAAUUCGUUCUCGUUCUCUCCUCCAACAAUGGCCGAUACAAGCUCGGUAGACGUGUCUCUGUGGUGGGACUCAUUCACUCUCCUCUUCACGGAGCUUGAAAAUUCCUCCCUCUCCUCGGAUCUCUCACUGAAUUUGGCAAAGAAGUUGAAGGAUAAUCAUGUCUGGUUCUUGAAUGCACUUUCUUCCUUCAAACCGCCGAAUCAGAAGUCCAAGGAAGCUCUGAAUUCAAAGAAGCUGAAAAUUGGAUCUCAGCAGCUUACUAUUCAAUCUCACUUGAAAGAUAAAGCUCUGCAAAUUAGCUCCUGUUUGCUACUAGACGAGGUUCAAUCGUACAUAGUUGUUGAAAGGUUCAUUGAACAUAACGGUGCGGCUGCUGAUUCCACGUUUCCAGAGUUUCUCCACACCAUAUUAAUUCAAUAUUACAAGGAGCGGCAGUGUUUGUUGAAGUGCAUCAGGUGGAUUCUCAUGCGUGCUAUAUACAUUGGUCCUGUGUCUGAAAACAAUUAUGUGAAGGAGGAGGCAAAAGAGCUAUUUCAUGAUGGACUGGAAAGUAAAUUAGUAUCUUUCUUGGAGGGUCUUUUAUCCUGCAGUUACCCUGAGCAAAUGGAUGUUGAUCUGUUUACUCUAUGGGCCGAGGAGACUCUAAUUGAAGACAAUUUGGUUUUAGACAUUCUUUUUCUAGCCUAUUAUGACCCAUUUUGUACGUGUGGUAGUGGGAUAUGGAAGAAGUUUGGUUCUAUUUACAAGGGGAUCUUAGCUGGUGAAUAUAACUUAGGAAAGCUGUCAAUUACUUCUGAAGCACAGCAGUUGUCUUAUUAUGUCAAAGUUCAGCUGCUGCUUAUUUUAAUAGAAACCCUAAACUUGGAGAAUCUUCUUCAAAUGGUUCAUGACGAAACACCUUACAGGAAAGGUGCAUCUACUUUCUCCUUUACUGAUGUGCAAGAGAUGGAUACACUAGUUUCUACUUUCAGUGCUUUUGAAAUGAAUGAAGCUGGUCCUCUAGUUCUAGCAUGGGCAGUGUUUCUUUAUCUACUCUCUACACUCCCGGGAAAAGAUGAGAACAAUGAGCUCAUGGAGAUUGAUCACAUUGGUUAUGUUCGUCAAGCCUUUGAGGCAGGAUCAUUACACUAUUGUCUUGAAAUUCUUCAGUGCGACAUUUUGAAGGAUUAUGAUGGCCCAGUUUCCGGUUACCGCAGUGUUCUGAGGACAUUCAUAUCUGCAUUUAUUGCAUCUUAUGAGAUCAACCUUCAGGUACAGCCUGAGGACGGUAACUCUGCUUUGAUACUGGAUAUUAUCUGCAAGAUUUAUCGUGGAGAGGAAUCUCUGUGUAUUCAGUUUUGGGACAAGGGAAGUUUUAUUGAUGGUCCAAUUCGGUCUCUUCUUUGCAACAUAGAGAGUGAGUUCCCUUUCAGGACAGUAGAACUUGUAAAACUCCUUUCAUCCCUUUGUGAAGGAACUUGGCCUGCAGAAUGUGUGUAUACCUUUCUAGAUAGGUCUGUUGGUAUAUCUUCCUUGUUCGAGAUCAGUAGUGAUUUGCUAGCAGAUGAUGUCUCCCAUAUUCUUGAGGCACAACAGGCAGUGCAGGUUCCUGGAAUUGAAGGCUUGUUUGUUCCAUCUGGAACUCGUGGGCGUGUCUUGAAAGUUGUUGGAGAGAAAACUGCCCUUGUACGAUGGGAGUAUUCCCCAUCUGGAGUAUAUGUGUUACUCUUACACUUGGCCCAAGAUAUGUAUCUGAAUAACAAGGAGGAAGUUUUUUUCACUCUUGACCUGCUCAAUAGAUUGGUGUCCUUUAAUACUGCUGUUUGUUUUGCGAUGAUGGACAUUAGCAACUCCAUGCAAUUUCGUGCUAUUGACCUGACAAAUGAGCAGGUUGAAAAGAAUGUCUGGGUGGUUGAGAUGAUUUGCAAUCUAGUAAAAAACCUGCCUCUGAAUUCCCACGGUGCUGCGCUUAUGUCAAUGGGUGUUAAGAUUUUGGGUGUCAUGUUGAUUUGUUCUCCAUCUAAUGUUACAGCAGUUGCUCUAAAUGCAAAUCUAUUUGAUAUCACUUUGCAGACUGCUGUGUUCAGUGUAAGCAGUAAUGACUUAUCAAGUGGGUCAUGGUUGCUUUCUGGCAGACUGGCUAGAAUGCUUUUAAUUGACUGUGAGCAAAACAGCAAUGACUACCCCUUGACAAUAUCAGUGCUGGACUUCACCAUAGAGCUUGUAGAAACAGGAGUAGAGAAUGAUGUUCUCCUAGCAUUGAUCAUUUUCUCUUUUCAGUAUGUCCUAGUCAAUCAUGAGUAUUGGAAAUACAGGAUAAAACAUAUUAGAUGGAAAAUAACAUUGAAGGUUCUUGAGUUGAUGAAAAAAUGCAUUAUAUUAAUGCCGUAUUGUGGAAAAUUGGGUGAGAUCAUACACAAUGUGUUGUUCUCCGAUGCUUCCAUCCACAACGCGCUUUUCCGUAUUGCUUGCACUACUGCACAUGUUUUGGAGAAAUUGAAUGCAAGCCGCUUCUUUGAUCCAAUGGAAAUUGAAGGGUUGCAGCUUGCUAUAGGUUCUGUUUUAGAUAUUCUUUCAGAGAUGACCACCAAACUUGCCAAGGAUACAUCAUCCAGCAUUCCUGUUUUUCUCCAGGCAGUGUUCUCAUGCACAACCAAACCAGUUCCUGUUGUCACGUCUGCUAUAUCGUUGAUUUCAUACUUCCGAGACCCUGUCAUCCAACUUGGUGCUGUUAGGUUUAUUUCAACAUUAUUUGCCACAACAGAUUGUGUCCAAUCAUUUUCAUGUGAAACCACAUACUUUGCUCCAGAUAAUCAAGAGAUCAUAAACUUGAGGCACUCUAUGAGCUACAUACUACGGGAGAAAUCAGAAUCAAAUGAAGAUCUCUUUGUUGCAACAGUUAACCUGCUUACUUCUGCAGCAAACUACCAGCCUUCUUUUAUUGUUUCCAUCUUGGCGCCGGGGGAGAACAAUGAGGACCACUCAAGUACUGAUGAUGCAAAGCUACAAAGAAAUGGAACUUCUGUGCCUAAAGGUUCAGUUCUGAUAGAUGCACUUAUAAACUACAUUGAGCAGGCAGAUGAUCUGAUCAAAAGUAAGCCUCGCAUACUGCUUUGCGUGCUUAACUUCAUGACUGCCUUAUGGCAAGGGGCUCCCCAGUAUGCAAAUCUCUUGGAGUCUCUAAGAAGCCAUGUAAAUUUCUGGAAGCACUUGGCCAAUGCAAUCACAAAAACUGCUAGCAGUGAAUAUCCCAUAUUUGAGAGUCUGAAAGGAAAAGCUGCACUUAAUCUGGCAUACAGUUUCCGUUGUCAAUCUGCCAUACUGGGAAUCAUGGCAUAUGAAUUAUUCUUGCAGAAAAAGUUGUUGCAUGCAGAGUCACUUGUGAAGAACACAGCAGAAUCUAAGGACAAGGAGCAAAAUGCCACAAAAACUGAAAAAUCUAAAGCCACAGAUUUUCAUGAUCUUAAGGGAGUUUGGUCUUCAUGGUUCAAAGACUCCGUUUUAGAGAAACUAAUAAAAACAUAUACUUCUUGUCGACAUAAUAAUGAUGUAUAUGAUGGUGCAAAGGUUGCCACCAGUUUAUUCUGUGUUCAUGUGAUGUUAAAAUUAGCAGUUAACGACUCCGGAAGUUUAGCCGUGUCCUUGCUUCAAAAGAUUCAUGGAAUUUUUACGAAGCUGACAAUUCAUCCCGCCUUCUCUGAAUUGCUAUCUCAGUAUUCACACCGUGGUUACAGUGAGGGGAAGGAACUAAAGAAGUUGAUUCUUAAUGACCUUUAUUAUCAUUUACAAGGAGAGCUUGAAGGGAGAAAAAUGGGUAUCGGACCCUUCAAAGAAUUAUCUCAGUAUCUUGUUGAAUCAAAUUUUUUGGGAUCCUAUCAACAGCAGUUCCGUGAAGAUUUUUUUGCAAAGAAUAUGUUCUUGUUUGACCUUACACAGUUGCGAUCAGAUCUGAACUUAGGUGCUUGGGAUUGUUCUGAUUGGAGAACAUCUAAGGAAAUUGCAGAAACCAUGCUGCGUUUCCUGCAGGAUGCAAACACGGUUAUGUUGCUUUCAAGUUCAAAGCUUUCUGCAUUAAAAGAAUUGAUAGCUGUGUUGGCUGUCUAUCAUGAUGAUUCAAAAGGGAGGGCCACUACUGGAGAGAAAAUUCAAAAUGAACUCAUAUUCACCUGUGUAGAUAAUAUAUGCCAAUCUUUCCUUGCUACUAUUGAGAUGUUAUCACCAGUUCUGGAUGCUUCUGAGGAUAUGCUCAAUAUUCUUGCUUGUCAAGUAGAAUUACUCCUCCUGUUGACUAGAACUGUUUGCAAAGGCUUAUCCACAGACAUAUCACUACUUGUUAUGAAAUGCGCAAGUUCAGGUCUAAAACUGUUGAGUGAACUCAAGCUGCUACCUUCCAAAGCCAAUUUGAUCAUGAAAUUAUUACUCACAUUGCUGCUUUUGGUGCUUCAGUCCAACUCCCUCAAUUUGAAUUUUGAUGCGGCAGCAGACGAAGGUUCUGGAAAGGAUUUCUCAAAGGUUUCAAAUGCAACCCUUGGCCUACUACCCAUUCUUUGCAACUGCAUCACAACUUCUGAGCAUUGCAUGCUCUCCCUGUCUGUCAUGGACCUGAUAUUGGGAAGCUUCUUGAUGCCGAGAACGUGGUUACCUGUCCUUCAGAAUCACCUUCAAAUGCAGUUUGUUAUGCUAAAACUCCAAGAUAAAAAUUCUUCUACCAUUCCGAUUAUAAUGAAGUUCUUUUUGACCAUUGCCCGGACUAGAGGAGCUGCUGAGAUGCUUUAUUCUUCUGGCUUCUUGUCAUCAUUGAGAGUGCUGUUUUCUCAGUCUGGUGAGGUUUUAUCAAGAAUUGGUAGCCCGAAUAUGAGCACAAGUGAAAAGUUGGAAAUACCUCAAGACAUUUGGGGACUUGGAUUAGCUGUUGUUACUGCUAUGGUUCAAUCGCUGGGCGACAGUUCUUCUGGCACUGCUAUAGUGGAAAGUAUGAUGCCUUACUUUUUUUCAGAGAAAACUCAUCUUAUCUUCAAUUCUCUUGAUGCCCCAGACUUCCCUUCCGAGGAUCAUGACAAGAAAAGACCUCGGGCACAGAGGCCAUGGAUUUCUUUUGCUACUCUUAAAGAAACCGAACAUACUUUGAUGCUCAUGUGUGAGUUAGCAAAACACUGGAAUUCAUGGAUUAAAGCAAUAAAAAACGUGGAUAAGCAGUUAAGAGAAAAGUGCAUUCAUCUUUUAGCCUUCAUUAGCAGGGGAACUCAACGUCUUGGUGAACCUUCGAUUAGGAGCCCCCCUCUUCUGUGUCCACCUACUCUUAAAGAGGAUUUUGAAACUUGCUCAAAACCUUCCUAUAUCAACAGCAGAAGUGGAUGGUUUGCUCUUUCACCACCUGGAUGUAUGCCCAAACCAAAGAUCUCUUCAAUCUCAACUGCAUUAUCUAUCUAUGGUCAAACGGCUGACACUACUGGCCCUGUUCCUAAAACAUGCUUCUCUGACACUGUUGCUGUACAGGUAUAUAGAAUUACAUUUCUUCUUUUGAAAUUUUUGUGUUUGCAAGCUGAGGGUGCUGCUAAAAGGGCUGAGGAGGCUGGCUUUAUUGAUCUUGCACAUUUUCCUGAGCUCCCAAUGCCAGAAAUCCUGCAUGGACUGCAGGAUCAAGCAAUUACCAUUGUUGUGGAGCUCUGUCAAGCCCACAAACCAACGGAAUCCUUGGAAAUAAAGAGUGUCUGCAACUUAUUAUUGCAAGUACUUGAAAUGGCUUUGCAGUUGGAACUUUGUGUUCUGCAAAUUUGUGCCAUAAGACCUGUAUUAGGGCGUGUUGAGGACUUCUCAAAGGAAGCCAAAUCAUUAUUUAGUGCAUUGGAGGGUCAUGAUUUUCUGAAAGCAUCUAGAAAUUCUUUAAAACAGAUGAUAUCAUGUAUCUAUCCUGGGUUGUUGUAAGCAGAGAAUUUAAUGUGUGUGAUUUGCCCUGGACAGAAGACUGUUGAUUGUACAUAAUUUCAUAGUUAGAUAUUCGUCAUGAUGAUAUACAAAUGUAGCUUGGUAGUAAAGGGCUUUCAUGCACACAUGUAGCUUUGGUAGUAAAGGGCUUCCAUGCAAAAUUGUAGUUUACUUGAUUGCAAAUAUGCAGUCUAAUGGUUUAUUUAUAUAUAGAAUAUAAAGUUAUUAAA